AUGGAACAAAUUACAGAAGAACAAAAACAAGCGAUUUCUAAAAAGAACAUCUUCAUCUUUGAACUCAUUGGCACAUUCUUUUUAGUGUAUAUAAGUGUAUGCAGUCAGUAAUACGAUUAAAUAAAAUUAGGAAUGAAGCAUAUCAAGUAGCAUUGGGAUUAUUUGGAUGCAUGCUUGUAUUUGGUAGAUUGAGUGGAGGCCAUUUCAAUCCAGCAAUAACAUUGGCUAUGGCUUUGGGUGGAGGAAUUCCCUAUGGCACAAUGUUCUUCUAUUUCCUCCCUUAAUUUUUAGGAGCAUUUGCUGGGGCUGCAUUGUCAUUUUUGUUAUUGAAUAUGGACAAAGCUCCAUAUAUAGAAGAGUAACAAAUUUACAAUAAGUUAGUGAACCUAUAAAGGAAUUGGCUGCAUCAUUAUUUGGAGAAUUGAUUGGAUCAACAAUCUUUUUGAUUUUCACUCUAAUUUGCUUUGUUAAAGAGACUCGAUUAUCUGAAAAUAGAAUAGCCACAUUAGUCAUGCUAUCAUGUAUAUACUAUGCUUGCAGAGAGUAAAAAUGCUGAAUAUUUCGAUAGAUACACAAUUACAUCUAGCAAUAGUUUGCUUAAUCCAGCUGCUGCACUGAGUUUGACUGUCUUUGACUGUUUAGCUAAGAGUUGGGAUUAGAUGAUUAAUAUGUGGAUUUACGUGGGGGGACCAAUCGGGGCGGCAAUUUUGGCAACAAUGUUUUAUUCACAAUUAUACCACUCAGUUACGCAUAGAAAAUGAAUUUU
Molecule: messenger RNA, 766 nt
Organism: Paramecium octaurelia
Lineage: Eukaryota; Ciliophora; Oligohymenophorea; Peniculida; Parameciidae
Source: the annotation of a GenBank genome assembly